Heterotrigona itama is the source of this 315-nucleotide messenger RNA. The record is from the annotation of a GenBank genome assembly. NCBI's taxonomy places the organism in Eukaryota, Metazoa, Arthropoda, Insecta, Hymenoptera, Apidae.
AUGUUCCUCGAAGGCUUUGCGUACUUGGCGAAUCUCGUAUCGUCUUCGCCUCUCGUUCCGCAGCAGCGUCUUCAUGAACGCGUCGCGGAAUCAUCGACUUACUGGAAACGCUCGCGGCGUCAGCAAACACGGCUGACGAGACACGCCAAGUCGCGACGUGUCAAUAGGAGAACGAGAGAGAGAGAGAGAGAGAGAGAGAGAGAGAGCUUCGGGCAGGUCACCGAUUACACUGAUUUACAGGUGCCGCCUUCCUUUUUUGACGAUACCUCAUCCACGGCCCUGGGGAUGCAUACAAGACGUGGUCUGACGCCUUAA